GUGGCCUGGCGCGGCCCCGCCCCGGCCCGUCACAUCCCGGGCGCCGCCGGGGCCGCGCGCACUUCCUGCUGGUCUCGGUCGGACGGUUUUGGCGGCAGCAGCUCGACCCCGGCGGCAGCAUGUCAGCAAGCGGCCCUGGAAGCUCAAAUGUUGCCGCAGGCAGUAAUCGUCGUCUUCAGCAAACGCAACACCAAGUAGAUGAGGUGGUUGACAUUAUGAGGGUGAACGUGGACAAGGUAUUGGAACGAGAUCAGAAGCUGUCAGAGUUGGAUGACCGUGCCGAUGCACUGCAAGCAGGAGCUUCCCAGUUUGAGACCAGUGCGGCCAAGCUGAAAAGAAAGUACUGGUGGAAGAACUGUAAGAUGUGGGCAAUAUUGAUAGCUGUUGUUCUCAUUAUCAUCAUCAUCAUCAUCGUCUGGAAUGUAUCUCCAUGAGUUACAGGAAGAAACUCAAAUCAACUGAAGAUGUCUGUCUUCAGCCUCUCCACUUCAAACCUGCUGUAUUUUCAGCCCAUCUUCUGCUGUUUAAAGCAAAAUUAUUUUGAUUUAUGAAAUGUUAACUUUACCUGGUUGCCUUAAGACACUCCUAAUAUAAAUACUAACAAGCACA
Molecule: messenger RNA, 609 nt
Organism: Dromaius novaehollandiae (emu)
Lineage: Eukaryota; Metazoa; Chordata; Aves; Casuariiformes; Dromaiidae
Gene: VAMP3
Product: vesicle associated membrane protein 3
Exons: 5
Coding region: 120-434 (104 amino acids)
Biological process (GO): SNARE complex assembly; vesicle-mediated transport; vesicle fusion
Cellular component (GO): SNARE complex; plasma membrane
Molecular function (GO): syntaxin-1 binding; SNAP receptor activity
Source: RefSeq, a predicted model, not a curated record